GUGAACCCUUACUCCCCGCAGUGCGUGUCCUAGCUCCCUUGUCCAACACGACACUUUUGAACCCCGACCUCGCCGUUGCAACCGUGAUUUCCCCCCCGCCUAACCAAUUGACAGCUCCUUCUCCGGCAUCAUGGGCUUCUUCAAGCGCUUCACCAAGCGGAAGAACAAGGCGAGCGCCGCGCACAACGACUUCAAGUUUCCCGCCGCACCCGUCGACGAGUACCACGGGGCCGACCAGACGCAGCGCCUUCCCGACACGAUCCUGCGCCGCAUAUUCGAGGAGGUGUGUCCGCACGCGGUCGACGAGACGCUCGUCGGCAGCGAGGACAGCGGCAACGAUGGCUGCAUGAGCUGCGACAUGCGGGACCUGGCGCAUUGCGCCCUGGUCAAGCGGCAAUGGUACAGCAUUGCCGCCGGUCUGCUGUACAACAGCAUCCGCAUCGACGCCGUGCACUACUGCGAGCUCGAAGAAGUCUACGCCGACCUGCGCCGGCGCAAGUCACGCCACGGCGACGAGACGGAUGCCCCGACAUUGCGCCUGCAGCAGCUCAGCCAGAGCGUGCGCGGGAACCAGUACCUGGGCCAGCGCGUGCGCUUCAUCAAGCUGCCCUACAUGACGCGUGAGUCGUGCAAGGCUGACAUGGCCCGCACCGUGUCGGCCUGCCCCAACAUCGAAUACAUCGAUCUGCCCGACGGCUUCUACACGGGCGACGUGUCGUGCCAUCCGCUGCGCCAGGAGCUGCAGGCCCGCUGUCCACACAUCCAGAAGAUGAAGUAUAACGAGGGCGGGGAGCAGUGCCUCGAGUCGCUCCUGCACGGCUACUGGCAGGAGCUGCGCGUCAUGGAGCUCAACAAGGUGCACACUGAUCCGGGCGUGCUGAGGCAGGCCUUUAGCAUGCUCCCCCGUCUUAGCGAGCUCAGGAUCUCCGGCGUCUCCUGGAUGGACGACUCGACCUUCCACGACGCGCCGGGUCUGCCCCCCUUCCCCGCCCUGGACACGCUCAAACUGGACAAGGUCCACAACGUCACCGCCGAUGGACUGGCGCAAUAUCUCUACAACCCCAUGUGCGGGGGCAAGCUGAAGACGCUCGACAUCAAGCAUUGCUCGGGCAUCCGCGUUGCGGACCUGCACAUCAUCCUGCACGCAGCAGGCAACCUCAAGACCCUAGACUACACCGCGACCGUCACAGCCGCCCUGCCCCUCGACCCAAUCCCACCCAUGGCUUCUCUGGCACUGCACAAGCUCAACUUCGAAAUCGUCUCGAGCUCCGCGAGCCAGGUCUAUCCUCCUGCUGCCUCGUACUACCAAUACCUCGCCAGGUCCCUCAUGUCCAACUGCCUGCCUGCUCUCCGCCAACUCUACGUCCGCGACCCCGAGUUCCCUGAGAUUCUGACCCUCGCGCCGCCCGUCCGUCCGUUCAGCGAGGCACCCCCGCCCAUGUUCAACCAACCCCUCGAGGUCUACUCCAAGGGCCUCGACGAGCUGGACUGGAUCUUCACAUCCAUCAUCCCACCAGAAGCCACUGGACGUCGCGCAUCCAUGGCUGGUGGCCGCCCGCUGAGCAGUUUUUCCGCACACAAAGGGCUUGGGCCGCAGUGGGGUGGGGAUGCGAGGAAGAGUAUCGUGGUGCCCAACGGAUUCGGUGGGUUCCUUGCUAUUCCCGCGGAUGACGCUAGGCCGCGGAGCGCGGGACAGAUGACGCCCAGUGGAGGCAUGGGACAUGGCCAUUCGAACUCACUGGGCGUCAGCAGUGGUCAUGGGCGUACACCGAGCACGAGUUGGAUGAGCCAUGCUGGACGUGAGAAGCGGGCUUCGAGGGCAGACCUGUGGCGGUAAUCUCACAUGAAACGUACUUUGACAAUCGUUUUCCUCGCAACGUCACUUGGAUCAUAUUCUUUUUCCUGGUUGGUGCUCCUCUUUCGUGCGCACCAAGUC
This is a messenger RNA of Dothidotthia symphoricarpi CBS 119687, 1936 nucleotides long. RefSeq lists its product as uncharacterized. The transcript has 2 exons. The coding region runs from base 131 to 1837 and encodes 568 amino acids. The record is from RefSeq and is a predicted model, not a curated record. Lineage: Eukaryota; Fungi; Ascomycota; Dothideomycetes; Pleosporales; Dothidotthiaceae.